Messenger RNA from Dendronephthya gigantea, 1788 nucleotides. RefSeq names its product transcription initiation factor IIA subunit 1-like. Gene Ontology annotation, cellular component: transcription factor TFIIA complex. Gene Ontology annotation, biological process: transcription by RNA polymerase II; transcription initiation at RNA polymerase II promoter. The coding region runs from base 195 to 1280 and encodes 361 amino acids. NCBI's taxonomy places the organism in Eukaryota, Metazoa, Cnidaria, Anthozoa, Malacalcyonacea, Nephtheidae. The transcript has 9 exons. The record is from RefSeq and is a predicted model, not a curated record.
GGCAACCUAAUUAAAAAUUCUUACAGGAAGUUUUCGUUUUCCAUAUAUGGUGUGUUCGUUGCAGGGGCGUUUGGACCCCCCUAUAAGUGAAACGAAGGCAGGGUAUAUAAAGAAGCCUUCGAGCGAACAGGUCGGCUCCGAAGAAGCCCAAAGUAGGGGUUAGUCUAUUGCUAUGUUUUAAAUGCCCUCGCAAAAUGGCACAGAGUCAAAAUAACGUGUCGAAAGUCUACAAGAAUGUUAUCGAAGAAGUGAUUAAAAAUGUUCGCGAAGCUUUUCUCAACGAUGGAGUCGACGAACAGGUCUUACAGGAAUUAAAACAGAUUUGGGAAAGCAAAGUGACUCAGUCAGGUGCAGUUGCAGUACCAGAACCAAAGCAAAGCCUGCAAAGGCAGAUCACGAAAGAUCCACAGGUUCUUUUGUCCCAGACUCCUCCUAUGGUGGGCAACAACCAGCAGCACCAACUCAAUGUUGUUCGUAAAAAUACACCAAUAGCUGCUCAGCCAGCCAUUGCAAGCACACCACCCAUCACAGGAAAUCAACAAAAUCAGCAUUUUAUAUCAGCAGCUCGCCCAUACAUUGCAAAUAUACAGCAGCCACAUGCUCAAUAUACUCAAGUUAUGCUUCCUGCAGCCACUCUAACCAGCAUUCAACAGCAACAACAGAUACCAGAGACAUCACAAGCAAAUCAACAGCCAUUACGUCAAGCAUACCAUGGUCUUACUGUAUCAGCUAUCCAGCCGACCCGUCAGACAAUCCAGCAUAAUGUUCAAGGUCAACACAUCGUGACAACUCCGCAACUUGUGACGACACAGCAGCAACAUGUGACAGUGCAGCAACAGCACGUGACAACGCAGCAGCAGCAACACGUGACAGCGCAGCCACAGCACGUGACAACGCAACAGCAACACGUGACAACGCAGCAGCAACGUGUGGCAGUUCCACAACAAGCAUCGAGACCUUCAGUGAUCAUACAAGUUGAUGGACCCAACGAUAGCGAUAGUGAUGAUGAUGAGGACGACGACGAUGAUGAUAAUGAUCUCAGUCAUGACGAAGAUGGUGAAGAUAAACCACAGGAAGAUUCAGAACCUCUGAAUUCUGAUGAUGACGUUUCUGACGACGACAGCUCGGAACUCUUUGAAACAGAAAAUGUUGUUGUUUGUCAAUUCGACCGGAUAACAAGGAGUAAAAACAAGUGGAAGUUUCAUCUCAAAGAUGGUAUUAUGAACCUGAACUCGAAUGAUUACGUAUUUACUAAAGCAAACGGGGAAGCUGAAUGGUAGUAGCCGAAUGUUGGGUAAUUUAGAAUGAAAGCAAACGUACAGGAUUGCUCUAGUCUUUUAGGUGAAAUUGGUCGUGUCUAGUUGGUUGGAAGUUAGGGAAAGGCCAGGUUGAAUUUAACUCUGAUAAGUGCAAUAUAACUAUAGAAUGUUAUUUUAAAGAAAACGAUUUUCGAAGCCGUAUAAUUUUACACUGUUCUCUAAACAUUUGCGUUCUACCCUACCAUGCAGGUCAGCAAUACAUUUUUUGACCAAUAAUACUUUAUUCUGCAUCCGACGCCAUAUUGGAUUCCUCUUCGUGGAACGAGUUGUUGAUUUUUCAAUUCGGGAAGUUAUUGAUGAAUCCUCUUUGCAAAAGUAUAAACGUCCGAAAGACUGCUUAAUUCAGUCGGAUUCUCUGUGAUCGCACAGUAGGAAUAAUCGUUCAACAAUGUUGUGGGAACAUAUUAUCCAUAUACAGGGUGUCCCAAAAAAAAACGAAAACUAUUGAAAUCACUCAUUGUUAAAAUUU